Molecule: messenger RNA, 1089 nt
Organism: Aspergillus udagawae
Lineage: Eukaryota; Fungi; Ascomycota; Eurotiomycetes; Eurotiales; Aspergillaceae
Exons: 3
Coding region: 1-1089 (362 amino acids)
Source: RefSeq, a predicted model, not a curated record
AUGGCAGACCCACUAACGAUCAUCGGAGGCAUCACUGCAGUUUUGGAUCUGAUUUCAUUCGGAUAUAAGAUCAUAUCUGUGGCAGCAGAGCUCAAGGAGUCCACUGGGGAGCUAGAAAUCAACAAUGAGCGGGACAUCAUUGUCAGAGACAUUGAGGUAAUACUGGGAAACUUGCGACAAAGGAGCAAGGAUGAAGACCACAGCCUAGGGCGCCUCCGACAGAGUUCCUUGGUCAUUGCAACUGAAUUCAAAUCGGCCUUGGAUAAACUGAAGAUUCACGGCAACGUCACGAAAUGGAAGACCAUGAAGGUGGCAUUUGCCAAUAUCUGGGAUAAGAAAAAGCUCCAGGAGCUAGAUAGUCGACUGAGAGGGCUCACCUUGGAACUCAAUACACAUAUAACUGCCAACUCGAGUGUGUUGCUGGAAGAAAUGUCUGAAGCACAAAAGAGUCGCUUCGAAACCGUACAAACUGAUAUCUAUAAUCUACAAGACCAGAUUGCGGAGGCUUUCAGCCGGCAAGAAAACAAAAUGACUGCCCAGCUGACUGUAUUGAAGGAAGCGUCCACUGGGAUUGCCAUUGACACGACCGCGAUCCAAGGUAGGCUUGAGAGGAUGGAAAAGGGAGAUGAAAAACUACGAACCACCAUGGACGAAAUCCUCAAAUCAGGCACUGCUUUACAAGAGAAGUUAACCGAGGUAGAAAGAUUGAUGGAAUCAGCAUUUCCCGGUGAUGGCAGUGUACGCAGUAACGAACUGGAACGGGCUCGUGACGCUCUUCGCAAGGGCUAUGACCUACUUGCCUACCACACCUUCGAGAAAACUGAAGCUACUUUGAUGGAGAACGCUUCUACUGGAGGGUGGGAUCCCUCUCAGAUAUCAGCGACUGGCCAUACCUACUCUGGAACUUCCCUCGUGAUGGGGCAAGGUGUGCAUAUUCAAGGUGACCUCGGAGCGCCGAAUACCAAUAUCGAAGGGAGUAGAAAUCUUUACAGUGGACAUAGCACGACUUCAGAGAGAGGGACUCAUAUCCAGGGCAAUAUUAAUGACCCUCGACUCUUCUCUAUUUUACUGGGAGGCCGUGGCAAGUGA